Messenger RNA from Phacochoerus africanus (Common warthog), 3979 nucleotides. It is a transcript of the gene PRDM15, whose product is annotated as PR/SET domain 15. Gene Ontology annotation, molecular function: RNA polymerase II cis-regulatory region sequence-specific DNA binding; DNA-binding transcription factor activity; histone deacetylase binding. The coding region runs from base 75 to 3488 and encodes 1137 amino acids. Lineage: Eukaryota; Metazoa; Chordata; Mammalia; Artiodactyla; Suidae. The record is from RefSeq and is a predicted model, not a curated record. Gene Ontology annotation, cellular component: nucleus; cytoplasm. The transcript has 24 exons. Gene Ontology annotation, biological process: cell fate commitment; regulation of transcription by RNA polymerase II.
AGUUUCCGGAGCGGAUCGCAACCCGGAGUCCGGAUCCGAUCCCGCUCUGCACAUUCCAAAGGCAGGUGGCGGAGAUGGCCGAGGACGGGAGCGAGGAGAUCAUGUUUAUCUGGUGUGAAGACUGCAGCCAGUACCACGACUCCGAAUGCCCCGAGCUGGGCCCCGUGGUCAUGGUCAAAGACUCCUUUGUGCUCAGCAGGGCGAGGUCGUCCCUUCCCUCCAACCUGGAGAUCAGACGCCUGGAAGACGGAGCCGAGGGGGUGUUUGCUGUGACCCAGCUCGUCAAGCGCACGCAGUUCGGCCCAUUCGAGUCGAGGAGAGUCGCCAAGUGGGAGAAGGAGUCUGCGUUUCCACUGAAGGUGUUCCAGAAGGACGGGCACCCCGUGUGCUUUGACACCUCCAACGAGGACGACUGCAACUGGAUGAUGCUGGUGCGGCCGGCGGCAGAGCCGGGCCACCAGAACCUGACGGCCUUCCAGCACGGCAGCGACGUGUACUUCACCACCUCGCGCGACAUCCCCCCUGGCACCGAGCUGCGCGUGUGGUACGCGGCCUUCUACGCCAAGAGGAUGGACAAGCCCAUGCUGAGGCAGGCCUGCCCCGGGCUCCACGCCGCAGGCACCCCCGAGAACAGCACCCCAGUGGAGUCGGAGCCCAGCCAGUGGGUGUGCAAGGUGUGUUCGGCCACCUUCCCAGAGCUGCAGCUGCUGAAUGAGCACCUGUUGGGCCACUUGGAACAAACCAAAAACGUCCCCCCUGCCUCCCAGCAAGAGUCAGCGCCUGAGAAGGAAGCGGAAGCACCCCGGGGAGAGCCUCCCACAGUUCCCAAGAGUGUCAGUGCCGCCAAAGAGCAAAAGAAAAAGCCUCGAAGGGGCAGGAAACCCAAAGCAUCAAAACCCGAGCAGCCGCUAGUCAUUGUUGAAGGCGAGGAGCCAGCAGAGCACGUGGCGGAGAUCAUGACCGAGGUGGAGCCCGUGACCUCGACGACGGCGGCGGCGGACGAGCGGAUCAUGGAGCUGGUCCUGGGGAAGCUGGCCACCACCGCCACCGACGCCGGCUCCGCGCCAAAGUUCCCCCAUCACCAGGGCGGCACCAUCACCCUCAAGAGGAGCCUCAUCCUCUCGGGCCGGCCUGGCAUCCGCCGGAAGCUGGUCCGGCAACUGGGGGAGCACCGGCGGGUGUACCAGUGCAGCCUCUGCAGCAAGAUCUUCCAGAACAGCAGCAACCUGAGCAGGCACGUGCGCUCACAUGGUGACAAGCUCUUUAAAUGCGAGGAGUGCGCCAAGCUCUUCAGCCGCAAGGAGAGUCUGAAGCAGCACGUGUCUUACAAGCACAGCAGGAACGAGGUCGACGGCGAGUACAGGUACCGGUGUGGCACCUGCGAGAAGACCUUCCGCAUCGAGAGCGCGCUGGAGUUCCACAACUGCCGGACAGAUGACAAGACGUUCCAGUGUGAGAUGUGUUUCAGAUUCUUCUCCACCAACAGCAACCUUUCCAAGCACAAGAAGAAGCACGGGGACAAGAAGUUUGCUUGCGAAGUCUGCAACAAGAUGUUCUAUCGCAAGGACGUCAUGCUGGACCACCAGAGGCGGCACCUGGAAGGAGUGCGGCGGGUGAAGAGGGAGGACGCGGAGGCCGGCGGGAACCUGCUGCGCUACAGGAAGGAGCCAUCGGGGUGCCCGGUGUGCGGCAAGGUGUUCUCCUGCAGGAGCAAUAUGAACAAGCACCUGCUGACCCACGGCGACAAGAAGUACACCUGUGAGAUCUGUGGGCGCAAGUUCUUCCGCGUGGACGUGCUCAGGGACCACAUCCAUGUCCACUUCAAGGACAUCGCGCUGAUGGACGACCACCAGAGGGAGGAGUUUAUCGGCAAGAUCGGGAUCUCCUCCGAAGAAAACGAUGACAAUUCUGACGAGAGCGCAGACUCGGAGCCCCACAAGUACAGCUGCAAAAGGUGUCAGCUCACCUUUGGCCGCGGGAAGGAGUACCUGAAGCACAUCAUGGAGACGCACAAGGAGAAGGGCUACGGCUGCAGCAUCUGCAACCGGCGCUUCGCCCUCAAGGCCACCUACCACGCGCACAUGGUCAUCCACCGCGAGAACCUGCCCGAUCCCAACGUGCAGAAGUACAUCCACCCGUGCGAGAUCUGUGGGCGGAUCUUCAACAGCAUUGGGAACUUAGAGCGGCAUAAACUCAUCCACACAGGUGUGAAAAGCCACGCCUGCGAGCAGUGCGGGAAGUCCUUUGCCAGGAAGGACAUGCUGAAGGAGCACAUGCGUGUCCACGACAACAUCCGGGAGUACCUGUGCGCCGAGUGCGGGAAAGGCAUGAAGACCAAGCACGCGCUGCGCCACCACAUGAAGCUGCAUAAGGGCAUCAAGGAGUACGAGUGCCGGGAGUGCCACCGCAAGUUCGCGCAGAAGGUCAACAUGCUCAAGCACUACAAGCGCCACACGGGGAUCAAGGAUUUCAUGUGCGAGCUGUGCGGAAAGACCUUCAGUGAGCGAAACACGAUGGAGACGCACAAGCUCAUUCACACGGUGGGCAAGCAGUGGACGUGCUCCGUGUGUGACAAGAAGUACGUCACCGAGUACAUGCUGCAGAAGCACGUGCAGCUCACGCACGACAAGGUCGAGGCGCAGAGCUGCCAGCUGUGCGGGACCAAGGUGUCCACCAGGGCCUCCAUGAGCAGACACAUGCGUCGCAAGCACCCCGAGGUCCUGGCCGUGAGGAUUGACGACCUGGACCACCUCCCAGAGACCACCACCAUCGAUGCCUCCUCCAUCGGCAUCGUCCAGCCUGAACUGAGCCUGGAGCAGGAGGAUUUAGCCGAAGGGAAGCACGCGAAAGGCGCCAGGAGAACCCACAAGAGGAAGCAGAAGCCGGAGGAGGAGGCGGGGGCCGCGGGCGCCGAGGACGCCAGCUUCAGCGAGUUCUCGGAGAAGGAGGCCCCGUUUCCGGGCGGCGUGGGGGACGAGACCGACUCCGCCGUGCAGAGCAUCCAGCAGGUGGUGGUGACGCUGGGCGACCCCAAUGUGACUGCGCCAUCCAGCUCGGUGGGCCUCACCAACAUCACCGUCACCCCCAUCACCACCACGGCGGGGACUCAGUUUACCAAUCUGCAGCCGGUGGCCGUCGGGCACCUGACCACCCCGGAGCGCCAGCUGCAGCUGGACAACUCCAUCCUGACCGUGACCUUUGACACCGUCAGUGGCUCGGCCAUGUUGCACAACCGCCAGAACGACCUCCAGAUCCACCCGCAGCCGGAAGCCUCCAACCCGCAGUCGGUGGCCCACUUCAUCAACCUGACCACGCUGGUCAACUCCAUCACGCCCCUGGGGAGCCAGCUGGGCGAGCAGCACCCGCUCACCUGGCGGGCAGUGCCCCAGACGGACGUCCUGCCGCCCCCGCAGCCGCAGGCGCCCCCGCCCCAGGCCCCGCAGCCCCAGGGCCCGGCCGAGCAGCAGCCGCAGAUGUACAGCUACUGAGACGUGUUGCGGGGAGGCUGGGAGAGCACUCCAGACAGGUGGUUGGUUCGUUUUGCUUUAUUGUUGAGGUUUGUUUGCUGGAUAGCGAGCAAAAACCACGUGCACUGCAGAGGGUGGGGAGGUCGGCUUAGCUUUUGCCGAGUUACCUCCCGACCCCCCAGCAGCCGUCAUGGUCUGUCACUUAGCUCCAGAAGUGACCUCCGGCAGGCCAGCCAUCCCCAGGCUUCCCUCCCAGAACCUGGAUGGAUGGACACAGGGUUUGGGACAGUGAAACGCAGAGAAGCCGCAUCCUAAGAAUGUGUUGUCGGGGAGGCAGGAGGUUGGCUUGUUUUCUUCCUCUAGAGCGCAGCUCCUGUGGUCCAGCAUAGCACGUGCUGCAUGAGAACAGUUUCCUCCUGCUCCCGGACUUUUCUGCAAACAGCAGACACAAGUUCAAGUAGCUUUUUUCCUCUUUGUUCUAUUUUGGUUUUUUAUUUUUUAUUGUAGGGCCA